Molecule: messenger RNA, 1702 nt
Organism: Lepidothrix coronata (blue-crowned manakin)
Lineage: Eukaryota; Metazoa; Chordata; Aves; Passeriformes; Pipridae
Product: natterin-3-like
Exons: 6
Coding region: 370-1470 (366 amino acids)
Source: RefSeq, a predicted model, not a curated record
AGUUGUAACCAUGGGAGGGCAGAGUGGGCAGCCCUGUUGGAUUGGGGGUUCUGGGGGAAUGGGGGCCCAGGAGAUGUGAUUAAGGGGAUUGGAGUCCCAGGGAAUGGAGGUCCCAGGGAAUGGGAGUCCUGGGAUGCAGGUCCUGGUUUGGCGAGCGGAGAGGCCACCGGAGCAGAUCCUGCCCAGAUCCUGCACCUUCCCACUCCAGCCCGAUCCGUGUCCACACAAACAGACCCACUGCAGGUGCAGGCAGGUGACCCCAGGGCUCAAAUGUCACAGAAAACAGCUCGGAAGGACUGAAAACAACCAAAAAAAAGUGAUUUAUAUGGAAACCGGAUCAGAGAUUUUCCCACAGACUCCAGUGGAUCCAUGAUGCCACUGCUCCAGAUCUUCCUCUUCUUGCUUGGCCUUGGAAUUCUGGGAAUUCCAGCCGUGGAAGUGCCAGGAAGUAGGCUCCUGGAUGCCCUCAACACUCCCAUCCGAAAGCGAGACCAGGGCCCCCCUUCCCACCUCAAGUGGGAGCCCUUCCAAGGCCGUCUUCCCCCCGACGCCGUCUCCAGCUGGAACCGCCAUACCGGGCGCCUGGAAUUCAUCUGUUCCACGAUGGAGCUCGGCUGCAAUUCCGGCUCCUACGAUCCCGUCAGGGGCCCCUAUUGCUACUUCCCAAACAGGGGACAGGAGAAGCACACCUCCAACUUCAACAUCUUGGUCAACGCCGGCGGCUUUGAGGCCUUGGAUUGGGUGGAUGAUUCCUUUGGCACCGUCCCAGAAAAUGCUGUGGAGAGUUGCCCAUCGGUCGACAUCUUCGUGGGGCGGAGCCGGGACGGACUGGGAAAGGUCUCCAAGGAGCACCGGGCGCUUUUCGUGGCACUGGGGGGGGAGGAGGUUUGGUACAAGUGGUAUCAAGUCUUGGUGGUCAAGACGGGCCCGUCCGACAUCUCCAUCGUGGACGUCGCCUACAACCUGAGCACGGCACUGGAACAUUCUGAGGACGUGGUCUUGGCCGAGGCUCCGGUGCAGAACGAAGGCUGUGGGGCAGCCCCAGGGUCCACCUUCUUGGAAGAGGCCACGGAGACGGAGCACACGUGGCGCUCAGAUCACCCCGCACUGGCCACCGUGCGCGGGACGCUCCAGGCGGCCCCGUUGGUCCUCACCGGGACGGGCUGGGCUGCGGCCAAUGUCACCUCCCUGCCGUGGGUGGGCGGGGCCAGCAUCGCUAAGUUCGUGUCCCACGGGCCCCACGAGGUGCGGGAGGAGGUGCCGGCGCGCUCGGAAUGCACCGCGGUGCUCCGGGGACGCCGGCGUGACCUCCAGGUGAUGUUCACCGCCCAGCUCCGCCGGGAAUUCCGUGAUGGAUUCCAGCACAGCGUGGGGGUCACUGGCUGGGCACAGACCCGGGUGGUCACUGGGGUCAGUGCCAGGAUUCAGCAAUGCCGGGAACUCACCAGGGUCCCACCAUGUCCCGCAUAGGGAGGGACCUAUGCUGGACUUUGGGCUGGAUCCCAAAAUUCCUCCCCAAAGAUUUUUCCUGGUAUUUUUCCCCUAAAUAAUCCCACAAAAUGCAAUAGCAGCAACUUGGGAUGCAGGGCAAUGCUUGGAUUUGGUGGGUUUUCCCAUAUUUUUGCUUUUUGUGGCAUGACCUUUAUCCCUUUCUGAAACCACAUGGCAAAACUGUGCAAAAACAUGGCAUUUUCUGACUGAA